This is a messenger RNA of Betta splendens (Siamese fighting fish), 1409 nucleotides long. RefSeq names its product family with sequence similarity 167 member B (gene fam167b). The transcript is spliced from 4 exons. Lineage: Eukaryota; Metazoa; Chordata; Actinopteri; Anabantiformes; Osphronemidae. The coding region runs from base 328 to 888 and encodes 186 amino acids. The record is from RefSeq and is a predicted model, not a curated record.
GAUGUUGAGGCACUGCUCCAUGCCGGGGAUGUCCAGCUGCAGCACGCGCAGGUCUUUGCACUUGAUGGUGAUCGUCCCCGAGGAUCCAGAUGUUCUACACACAAACACACGGCUGACAGUGAGGAAGAAGUAGUAAUACAAUUCUCAGGAAGUUGAAGGAGACCGGGCUUCCUUGUGUUAAUAGCCCGUAAAUCAUCCAGGCUGCCGGUCCUCCGCGGGAUGGGCGGACACCGCUCCUAAUCUCCGUAUAAAGGAGGCGCGGACCUCCUGCGCUCCAGUGGCUGCGCAGGCACCGCGACCCCGCAGUCUCAGUCGCGCGCCGGGGCGAUGGAUUUGAAAAGCGUCGGCGACGAGUCCCCGGAGGGCGACGCCGAGGACCUGGACAGCGUGAAGGCUCUCACCGAAAAGCUGAAGCUGCAGACGCGCAGACCGUCCUACCUGGAGUGGCAGGAGCGCGUGCGGAGCCGCUCGUGGAAGGAGAGCGAGCCGGACGCCGUGGGCUGCGGCGGACCGGUCCCGUCCGUGCCCGUUCUGCUGAGGAACGAGCACUCAGAGGUGGUCGUGCGCAACAUCUGCGGCUUCGACACGAUUGAUGAUGCUUUGGAGUUUUUAAGAAGCGAGCUGCGGGAGAUGCAGGUGCAGGACAACCGCCUGGCCCGUCAGCUGAUCCGCCUGCGCGCGGAGAUCCACCGGCUCAAAGUGGAGCAGGUGUGCGACCGGCACAAGGAGAUGCUGGACGACGCCACCCUGGAGCUGGAGGAGUGCGGCGAGGAGUCGGACCUGCUGUGCGACAUCCCCAUGAAGGCCGCGUUCGCGCUGUCCACCCCCCUCAAGCACCUGGGCCUCACCAAGAUGAACCUCAACUCCAGGCGCUUCUCGCUCUGCUAAGCGUCGGGAUGAGAGAGCAGAUGGGCAAUGCGUUGCUGCUGCGCGAGGACGCAUGCGCACAGACCUGUCAAAACACACCCUUAAUUCCACCGACCUGAACGGAGUGCGAAGGCCGAGAGCGAGACUCGGGUGUAACGAUGGAUUUGCGUCACAUCUUAUUGAAUGCCAUGAAUUAAGUAGCAAUGACGGUCAUUGUGUGCAGUGACGGUCAGGAGCCGGAUUAUGUCAGAAAAUACCAAAAAAAAAAACAAACAUCUGUAACAAACUGAUUCCGUGCAUUCACAACAGUAAGUUGCCUUUUGAGUUGCUCACUGGUUUAUUUCAAAGCAAACAAGAAUGAAGCAAUAUUUUUAUUGUAUGUGCUGUCGCUGUAUUAUAUGUAAAAACCUCGACUGAUGUUUUUAAUAUGUCUGGGACAUGAUACUGAAUAUAAUAUGUACACAUAUCCAUGACAAAUGAGUGUAUAUAUGGACUCGUUUUAUGCACAUAUGGCACAAUAUUAAAGAAUAUUACAACGUCAA